This is a messenger RNA of Penicillium canescens, 2607 nucleotides long. RefSeq names its product Zn(II)2Cys6 transcription factor. The record is from RefSeq and is a predicted model, not a curated record. NCBI's taxonomy places the organism in Eukaryota, Fungi, Ascomycota, Eurotiomycetes, Eurotiales, Aspergillaceae. The coding region runs from base 1 to 2607 and encodes 868 amino acids. Gene Ontology annotation, biological process: regulation of DNA-templated transcription; DNA-templated transcription. Gene Ontology annotation, molecular function: DNA binding; zinc ion binding; DNA-binding transcription factor activity, RNA polymerase II-specific. The transcript has 4 exons.
AUGACCAUCAAAGAAGCACCCGAGCCACAGUCCUGCGAGGGUAUCCCUGUGCAAAGCGAACCCUCCGCUCAGCAUCCCGAAGCAAACAAUACCCUCGCCACAUCCAUCCCUCCUUCCCUCACAGAUACGGCCUCGACACUAGGCGUCCAAAGGACACACGCAACACCAGUAUUACAGCCCGCCAAGCUCUCCGCGCAGACAAAAGUUGCGAUUCCUCGCCAGCGAUCGGGAAUUGCCCCGCGCUAUAAUCGACGGGUUCCGCGGGCUUGUGAAUCGUGCCGACAGCGCAAGACGAAAUGCAGUGGCGAUACCCCUGUCUGUCGACAAUGUCGGGAGUUAAGAGCUACGUGCAAUUAUCCGCAGGGUUGGAGGGAGAGGACAAAAAAACAAGUGGAAAAGCUCUCGGAAAAAGCGCAAGAAUAUGAGCUCAUGCUGAAGGAGCUGGGGACUGUUGUUGAGGCUCGUGCCGCGGACCGGAUUAGGAGCUUGCUGGACAAGCAUGUUCAGGAGGGAGAGUCGUCUUCCCAUACUUCCCAGUCACAAUCAGCAACGCCUCAGGAUGAGGUGGCUCCAGAAAAUGAUGAACCCUCUUCGCCUUCAUCGAUUGGAUCUCUUGAAGCGAUUGACCGAGUAGAAGAGGACCAUAACCGUUCGGAAAAUACCAGAGCGACUGGGUAUAUGGGGAAGAACUCUGAACUUACCUGGAUGCAACGCCUACAGAGAGAGGCAGACCAACGCGCCCAAGGUUUUCCAGGUAGUCUGGAGCCUGGCGUGGAUCGAAAAGCUGACGAGCAAUUAUCCCUCCACGCGGUUAACUAUCAUCUCGACGAUAUGGAUAUCUCCGUACCUGGGCCAGUGCAGUUAUACGCCAUGCCUUCUCGUGAAGUAGCAGAUCAUCUGUUUGAUUGCUAUUUGACGACUGUGCACCCUUUCUACCCCAUUAUCAACAGACCCCUCUUCCAGGCGCAGUACCGGACAUUCUUCGAAAGUACUGCUCGGCCCGGUGACAAGUGGCUUGCUAUUUUGAAUAUGAUCUUUGCCAUUGGAGCUAAACACUCUCAACUCAUCGAUGCACCGUGGCGUGCAGGAGAAGAUGAUAAGGAUCAUUUGAUGUAUCUGACCAGAGCUAGGAUUCUCAGUAUGAAUGGGGAUGUCCUGUUCAGUCAUCCUGAUCUCCAGCAAGUACAAGUGGAGGGCUUGAUUGCCUUUUACCUUCUUGCAUCUGAUCAAAUCAAUCGUGCUUGGAGAAUCUCAGCUUUGGCAGUGCGGUCUGCUAUCACCCUUGGAAUCAACAUGAAGAGCAGUAGUCCAACUACACCAGACCUUUCGAAAGAAGCUCGCUACCGAGUAUGGUGGUGUUUAUACACAUUUGAACACAUGCUAGGUAUUAUGACUGGCCGGUCAACUUGUAUUCAAGAUGGAGUGUGCACCUCACCUUUCCCUGUUCCAUUUGAGGAGGAUCAAUUGCACGAGCCGGCCGCUGUGGAAAUACUUACCAACACGACUCUACGAGACGAACGUAUAAACAACGUUGUGGCAAGUGUGUGGAUCAGGCAGAUGCCGCUCAACCCAGCGAAUGGCAAGGAAGCUGCCAACCACUCACGAGCACGAGAUACCGCAUGGCUUAAGAACCUGCCUCUCAGCUACGGACUAUGCUAUCUCUACUACUGCGAUUUGGCAGUUGUCGUGCAAGAAAUCGUUAACAAAGUCUAUUCAGUAGACUGCAUGAUGGUUCCAUGGGCACACAUCGAGAACCGCAUUGGAGAACUCAGAUCCCGAACCGAGAUGUGGCAAGCCAGUCUCCCAUCGGGUCUUGAUUUCACACAGAAGGGAGAAGAUAGCCCCGACGUGCUUCGGUGCAAGCUGGCAUUGGCGCUCCAUUACUACAGCGGACGAAUUACCCUCGGCCGUCCCUGUCUCUGCCGACGUGAUGCAAGCUCGAAAGACAAAUCAGGCAAAUCUACGUUUAGCCACGAGAUGGCUGUGAUAACCCUCCAGUCUGCAUGCCAGAUGCUCGACCUCAUCCCCGACGAACCAGAUCCCCUGCAACUGUACCGGAUUUGUCCAUGGUGGUGCAUACUACACUAUCUCAUGCAAGCAGCAACUGUCCUCCUCCUCGAGCUGUCAUUCGGUGUCGUCCACAUGCCAGAAGAAGAACAAAAUUUUAUCUCCCUCUCCAAAAAGGCCACCCGCUGGCUCUUCGCAAUGUCAAAACAAAGCAUCGCCUCAGGACGCGCAUGGCAGCUCUGUGAUUUAAGUCUCCGCAAACUGGCCCAGGGCAUGAAAUAUGAUGUCAGCGACAUGCCUUCAUACCCAUACCCCUCAGAAGACAUAACCGUUGCCGGUACUGGGCCCCAGGUGACCGGCCUGUCCGGUCCUAAUUCUGUCCAGGAUUAUUGGGGUCCCCAGCUGGAACAACUUCCAAACUCUGACUCGCAGGGAACACCCGGUCAGGAUCACUACUACCCCAACAUGUCUUCUGCGGAUCUGUUGUCUUCGUUGGCGGCUGAGACUCAGGAUUCAUAUUUCCCUUAUGACCCUAUCAGCGGCGAAUUCAUGCGGUCUUUCUUCCCGCAUGCUAGCGAGAAUGACUGGACACAGAACUGA